Molecule: messenger RNA, 1606 nt
Organism: Bombina bombina (fire-bellied toad)
Lineage: Eukaryota; Metazoa; Chordata; Amphibia; Anura; Bombinatoridae
Gene: CCDC112
Product: coiled-coil domain containing 112
Exons: 10
Coding region: 20-1537 (505 amino acids)
Source: RefSeq, a predicted model, not a curated record
UGUGACGGUUACGAAGCAAAUGGCCACCUUGACAACGGGACUCUCUGACCUGGAUACGGAGCCCAGCGUGCAGGAUGAAAGCUGUUUUAGCCAAACUGGUGGACAAAGAGUUUUCCAUGUGCAAAACUGGAAGGCAAAAGCAGAUCAAGCAAAGAAAGUAGAAUUUAUUAGAGAAGCAGAGAAACUUAAAAACCAAGUCGCUAACUUAGAAAAGGACAAAAAUGGGAAUCUUUAUAACAAAAGGAACGACAACAGGGUGGAAUACAGCACACUUGAAGAGUAUGAGCAAAAGCUGGCAAGCAGCCGGAAAGGAGAAAAAGCUAGGACGGAACAGCAGCUUGCCAAAAUACACAACAAUGUGAAGAGACUUCAAAGACAGUUACAAGAUGUGAAACCUACUCCAGAAUUUGUUGAGAAGCUCAGAGAAAUGAUGGAAGACGUGGAUAAUGCAAUAGGUGUUUUUAAAGAAGAACAGCGGUUAAUCUAUGAGGAACUCAUGAAGGAAGAAAAGACUACAAGCAUUGAGCUCAGUGCCUUGGAGAAAAAAAUAGAGGCAUGGACAACAUUUGGUGCACAGCAGGAGACAGUAUUUAGAACACCUACUGGAAAAGCUGUCUUAGAAAAAAAUACUUCAAAGCAUCUGCCUGAAGAAGUAAUGGACUUUGAAAACUUUCUUCAGGAAACAGGUGGUCGUGUGGGAGGGUGGGAUGAAUUUGACCAUCAAAGUUUUUUGAAGGUUUGGACCAAGCACAAGGGAAAAGUUUCCUAUCUGGAAGAGGCACUUGCAUUUCUUCCCAGCAGAACCAAAGAGGAUGUUCAGCAACAUGAAAAGUGGUAUCAAGAAUUUUUGUUCCUAGAUGAAAAGAAAAAGGAGGCAAUUCAGAAAUGGAAAGCAAAGAAGCAGUUAGAAAAAGAAGAAUUGUCUAAACUUCAAAACAAGUCAAAGGAUGUUUUGGAGUUUGAUCUUGGCCAGCAAGAUGAAGCUCAGAAACAAAAGAUGGAGGAAGAGAGACUUAAGAGACAGAACGAGCUGGCAUCCUGGAGGAGACAAAAGGAAAUAGAAGCUGCAGCAAAGCAGGAGGCUAUGUUGAGAGAAGAAGAAGAGCAGCAGAGGAAACAGAGGAAGGAGCGCCAACGUCAACUUGAAGUAAAACUGCUGGUAGAGGAACAUGCACGGCUGAGGAAAGAGCAAGAAGAGAUCAUCAGACAAGAACAGGAGAUGAGAGAAGAAGCAGAGAGAGAAGAGAAGAGGAGGCUAGCAUCUUUUGAGAUAUGUAGAUUUCAAGAUCGGGAUCAAAGAAAACUUGAAGAAAAGGAAAAGGAAAAAAGAGCAAAAGAAGAAGAAGCAGCAGAAAAGGAGAAGAGGCUUUCAAAAUUAAAAGAAAAGGUGCAAGUUCAUGUUGAUAGAGAUCCUUCAAGGUUGUGUAAACUUACCAAAGGCUGGGAAGAGCGUUGUAAAGAGACUGGUCCAAUAGGAUCAGCACCAUUAUUGCACAUUCCACACCGGGCUGUCCCGACGUGGAGGCAAGGGUUAUAGACUGAAUAACAGGAUAUCUUGGAAAUUCUGAGGCUUUCAUCUACUGCAAUAAAUAUACUUUUCAUACUU